AAGAAGAAGGUGGACUUACAGAACAGCAGGGCACUUUCGUCAUGUCUGAAAAAACGUAUCUACGACGCCUAUAAAAAACCUGAACUCACAGGCAAUCUCACAUUCACGCACGCGCAUCCAUAAUCUUUUUAAUUGUUUCUCUCCUCAUCUUCACCGUUUCAUUACGUAACUCAUUACGAUAAUACUUUUCUCUCUCAAAGCUUCUUUUCAUUUCUCCGACCAGACUGUGAGAUGCUCAAGGAAAGACAGGUUUUACCGGUUUCAAGCACCAGGAAGAGGGCAUCUCCUUACCCGCUUCGCUCAUGUCGGAGCAAGAAACAAAAAGAAGCAGAGUCGUCACCACCUCUUGUGCCAGAGAGUAGUGUGAGUGAAUGGGAAGAUGUGAGGUGUGCCAUCUGCUUGGAGCCGCCACACAAUGCCGUCCUCUUGCAAUGCUCUUCUUCCUCCAAAGGUUGUCGUGCUUACAUGUGCGACACCAGCUCCCGUCACUCCAACUGCUUCAAGCAGUACAGCAACAACAACAAGAACAACAGAAGCAAGACUCUCAAGUGUCCUUACUGCAGAGGAGAGGUUCACGGGACGAUGAAGUCCACUCCCGCACGGAGGUUCAUGAACGCGAGACCUAGGUGCUGUUCUGUGGACGGGUGCCAUUUCUCUGGGACCUAUUCUCAGCUCAAGACUCAUUUGAAAGCUGAGCACCCUGGUUUUAUUUCGCCAAUGUUGAGCCGUUUGGAGCAGUUGCGGAGAGAUAGAGAAGCGGAGUACAUUGAUACGCUCAACGCUCUUCGUAGAUGGGAAGUAGAAGAGACACCACCAUUGUUGGAUCGCCCUCUCUAUCAGUUUCCUCCACACUACAACCAAAAUCCCUUGAGCCAUCUCACCUUUGAUGCUUUCAUCAAUCCUUUUAAUGGUACAAGGAGACAAGCAAGUGCUGUCGAUUACCCCCAUGGGACCAUGUACCCCAGAUGGUAUCCGUGAAGACUCCAAGUGCCGAGUGUAUAAUGAAUUCGAUCAAAGUUUUGAAUAUUAUAUUGUACACUCAAAAGUCUUUAGGUUUUUAUAGAGACAUCUCAGCUCAGCCUCUAG
Raphanus sativus (radish) is the source of this 1086-nucleotide messenger RNA. RefSeq lists its product as uncharacterized. Bases 232 to 978 code for a protein of 248 amino acids. The record is from RefSeq and is a predicted model, not a curated record. NCBI's taxonomy places the organism in Eukaryota, Viridiplantae, Streptophyta, Magnoliopsida, Brassicales, Brassicaceae. The transcript has 2 exons.